AUGGACGAAAUUUCAUACAAUUUUCUUGUUGGAAGCGAUGGUUAUGGUUACGAUGGUAGAGGCUGGGAUGUCAUGGGAAACCAUACCGAGGGUCACAAUGCUAAAACUAUUUGUAUUACAUUUAUUGGAAAUUUCUCUGAAGAGCCGCCGCCAGCACAUCAAUUGAAAGCUGCCAACAAAUUGAGAAAAGGUGCAAAAUUGGGAAAAAUUAACUCCGAAUACAAACUAUUUGGACUCAGCCCUGGUCCAACAUUAUAUGGAAUCAUUCAAACAUGGGAUCAUUGGAGCAGUGAAACCUGUUCAUAA
Messenger RNA from Sitodiplosis mosellana (orange wheat blossom midge), 306 nucleotides. Its product is annotated as peptidoglycan recognition protein 3-like. Gene Ontology annotation, molecular function: N-acetylmuramoyl-L-alanine amidase activity; zinc ion binding. The coding region runs from base 1 to 306 and encodes 101 amino acids. Gene Ontology annotation, biological process: peptidoglycan catabolic process. NCBI's taxonomy places the organism in Eukaryota, Metazoa, Arthropoda, Insecta, Diptera, Cecidomyiidae. The record is from RefSeq and is a predicted model, not a curated record. The transcript has a single exon.